Messenger RNA from Labeo rohita (rohu), 1271 nucleotides. It is a transcript of the gene bdh2, whose product is annotated as 3-hydroxybutyrate dehydrogenase, type 2. Gene Ontology annotation, molecular function: 3-hydroxybutyrate dehydrogenase activity. The coding region runs from base 86 to 823 and encodes 245 amino acids. The record is from RefSeq and is a predicted model, not a curated record. The transcript is spliced from 10 exons. Gene Ontology annotation, cellular component: cytoplasm. Gene Ontology annotation, biological process: siderophore biosynthetic process. Lineage: Eukaryota; Metazoa; Chordata; Actinopteri; Cypriniformes; Cyprinidae.
CACUGACCUUAGUCCGUCACGUGUGUUUUUCUGGAACACAGAAGUUGUCAGUAAGCGAAGAAGUUGUCAGUUUUUAUUGAAGACAAUGGGCCGUUUGGAUGGGAAAGUGAUAGUCCUUUCUGCAGCAGCACAAGGGAUUGGAAAAGCUUCUGCUAUCGCUUUUGCCAAGGAAGGUGCCCAAGUCACUGCUACAGAUAUCAAUGGAGAGAAGCUUAAAGAGCUGGAUGGCAUUCCAGGGAUCAAAACCAAAGUUGUUGACGUUACAAAGAAAGACCAAGUGGAAGCGCUGGCCAAGGACUUCGACUAUGUGGAUGUGCUGUUCAAUGUUGCUGGAUUUGUCCAUCAUGGCAGUAUACUGGAGUGUGAGGAAUCGGAUUGGGACUUCACUAUGAAUGUGAAUGUCCGUAGCAUGUACCUGAUGAUCAAGGCCUUCCUGCCUAAGAUGCUGCCUCGUAAAUCUGGUAAUAUCAUCAAUAUGGCAUCUGUGGCAUCUAGUAUUAAAGGAGUUGUGAACAGAUGUGUCUACAGCACGUCUAAAGCUGCCAUCAUUGGACUGACCAAAUCAGUGGCAGCUGAUUUCCUGGAACAAGGGAUCCGCUGCAAUUGUAUCUGCCCUGGAACUGUAGACACGCCUUCAUUACGACAGAGAAUUCAGGACAGACCUGAUCCAGAACAGGCUUUUAAAGACUUUAUGGCCAGACAGAAGACUGGUAGACUGUGCACUGCAGAAGAAGUUGCACAUCUGUGUGUGUACUUGGCCUCAGAUGAGUCUGCCUACGUAACAGGAACAGAAGCCAUCAUUGAUGGAGGAUGGAGACUCUGAGGAUAUGCUGUCACAAAGUUGCAGUGAUGCUGUGAUACAAUUGAUUGUACUGAAUAUGAGCUCUAAUCAUCAGCUUUAUUUUAAAGACAAGUAGCUUGGUUUAAAUCAGGGGUGUCCAACCCUGUUCCUGGAGAUCUACCUUCCUGCAGAGUUUAGUUCCAACCCUUAUCAAACACACCUGUGUGUAAUUAUCAAGUCCUCCUGCAGGUCCUAAUUAGUUGGUUCAAGUGUGUUUGAUCAGGGUGGGAGCUGAACUCUGCAGGAAGGUAGAUCACCAGGAACAGGGUUGAGCACCUCUGGUUUAAAUAAUUGGAAUAUGCCAAAUAUAAUAAGCAUUUUUGGCAAAUUAGUGUUUUCUAUUUUUUUCCUAUUUCUAAUUUCCAAUUCAUAAAGAAUAGUUUUUGAACUGACACGUAGCAUUAAAACUACUAUUCUAUGAGCUUUAAAA